This is a messenger RNA of Annulohypoxylon truncatum, 2085 nucleotides long. RefSeq names its product glycoside hydrolase family 5 protein. The record is from RefSeq and is a predicted model, not a curated record. The transcript has a single exon. Gene Ontology annotation, molecular function: hydrolase activity, hydrolyzing O-glycosyl compounds. NCBI's taxonomy places the organism in Eukaryota, Fungi, Ascomycota, Sordariomycetes, Xylariales, Hypoxylaceae. Bases 303 to 1628 code for a protein of 441 amino acids.
CAGGAGCGUGGCUGACAUGGAACGUUGGUACCCUUUUACCUUCUCACCUUCUCCCUACCAAAGCUCAACUCAAGAAAAUCACCUUCAAUGUUGAUCUAUACCAUUCAACAAUCUAUCUUGGUAAUCAAAGCCCAUAUGUUACAAUGGGCUCCAUGUUAUUGUUAUCUAUAGCAUUUGUCGUGUCUUACUACGAAAUUCCAGACAUUGGUACUCAUCAGCGUUAUAUCUAGAGACCUGCCUUCGAUACCGCCCGUAACUUCGUUGCUCUCGAUUUUCUUGGAAAAGAGAAACAGACGUAGACGAUGUAUUCUAUCCUUUUAUUCACUGUCGUAUUCCUCGGCGGCUAUGUUCAUUACCUGUGGAAAGCUGAGGGCGCCCUCCACGAGCCAUGGGUCCCUGACGUCGGCGACCGACUCUUCAGCGAACGACCGCUACCUCCUUUCAAAGAAGAGUCUAGUAUAGCAACCUAUGCACUUCCUUUACGAACUCACGGCCGGAAUAUCGUCGAUUCCACCGGUCGCCGUUACAAGCUCUCCAGCGUCAAUUGGUACGGGGCUAGCGACGAGCUCUUUAUCCCCGGGGGCCUCGAGGUCCAGCACCGUUCCGUCAUCGCAGCCACUAUCCGCCUGUUAGGCUUCAACAGCGUGCGCCUACCCUACUCCGACGAGAUGGUCAUAAAGAACCCGCAUAUCCUUCCACAUCUCCUCACCGCCAAUCCCGACCUUAUGGGUUCGCGCGCACUCGAUGUUUUCCAAGCCGUUGUCGAAGCAUUGACCGAUGCUGGCAUCGCUGUCAUAAUAAACAACCAUAUUACAAGUGCGACGUGGUGCUGUGGCGCAGACCCGUGCGAUGCCGGCUGGGCAAACGACCACCUUGGUCCCUUGUGUCCGAUUCCGCAGACGGAGGAGGACUGGAUACAGCACUGGGAGACGGUGAUGGAGCGGUUUGUGGAUAACCCCAGAGUGAUUGGAGCCGACCUGAGAAACGAAGUGCGCGGCGUCUGGGGCACCAUGUCGUGGAAUCGCUGGGCAACUGCUGCCGAAAAGUGCGGGAAUAGGCUAUUGAAGAUGAACAAGGACUGGCUGAUUAUCGUCGGUGGGACUGAGUCCGGGAACGACCUCACCAAAGCGCAGGAGCGACCGGUGAAACUGGACGUUGCGGACCGAGUCGUAUACUCGGCGCACGUGUAUGCGUGGUCCGGGUGGGGUAGCCGAGAGGGAAGGUACGCCAAGCGUAGCUACGCUUCCUUUAUCCAGGCGAUGAGGAAGAACUGGGCAUACCUAGUCGAGAACGAUGUGGCGCCGGUAUGGGUAGGCGAGUUCGGUGCACCGCGCAACCCGGGCACGGGCGACGCAAACUAUUGGCGGAACUUGCUGCGGUACUUGAAGCGCAUAGACGCGGACUUUGGAUAUUGGGCCAUUAACCCGCGCAAACCUAAGGACAACGAGCCGGAGUCGUACUCGCUUGUUAAGGACGACUGGAUCACGCCCAUCCUCGAUUAUCGCAUGCGCGACAUGACGGAGCUCAUCGCUGGCGCGGGAGAGAACGACAAUGACGACGAUGAGGGUGAGAAUAAGGGGGAUGAGGAAGCAAAUAGGGAUAAGAGCGAUACAGUGGAAGAAUUGUAGAAAGCGUUGCUUUAUAUCAUGUUCAAAAACUACAAGUUCGCGGGUUGACUACGCGGGAAAUACCACUCGGGAGGGAAAUUUUGAAUUACAAGCUGUACAAUCACUAUAACCUCGGACAUCAUCAUCAGCGUGGGUAUUGUAUUCAUCUCAUCAUUACGGAUACUGCGAUAGAUGACUCUAGUCUAGAAAGGAAGUCAGGGUAUCACCGGUCAGGUUUAUAGCAAGCGAUCCCCUCGAAUAGAGGAUAGGUUUUGAUUUAUUGUCUUGUGAGGUUGAGAGAAGGCUCUUAAUUACGAGCAUGUGAAAAUCUCACUCGAAUAUGAGUAGAGAGGAAUGUUAGGUUUGGCUGCAUCAGUAUGGACGUCCUCUAUUACCAGCAAAGGUAUGCCUCGCCAUCUCAUCACUCCUUCUGCUUAGGGAGGGUUACCUAUGAGGUUCAAUUAAUAUCUUUCACCAA